Messenger RNA from Drosophila montana, 1847 nucleotides. RefSeq names its product Major Facilitator Superfamily Transporter 15 (gene MFS15). Gene Ontology annotation, molecular function: transmembrane transporter activity. Lineage: Eukaryota; Metazoa; Arthropoda; Insecta; Diptera; Drosophilidae. The record is from RefSeq and is a predicted model, not a curated record. Gene Ontology annotation, cellular component: membrane. Gene Ontology annotation, biological process: transmembrane transport; monoatomic anion transport.
GAACGAAAACAAAACGCAACGUAGGCAGCAGCAGCAGCAGAAUCGUUGGCGUCAAAGAUUAAUCUUUUUUAGAGCAACGUCGAGUGAGCACUGCGCAAAAUGUUUAGACACGCUAGCGACGCCAUUGCGAUCACAUCAAAGUAACGGCUUUAAAACAUGGUACUCGGCUGCUUUGAAUGCUGCAGCCGCACAGGCUACGACACGAUUGGAAAUACAGGUCCCCGUUUCGGUGUGCGUCAUCUGCAAUGCAUUUUGGUAUUCUUCGGCCUGGCAGUGGCCUAUGCCAUGCGCGUGAAUCUGUCUGUGGCGAUUGUGGCUAUGACGGAUAGUAAUCAUACCAAUCCGGAUUUUCCGGAGUUCGCGUGGGACGAGAGCAUCAAAUCGUAUUUGCUGAGCAGCUUCUUCUGGGGCUAUGUGGUCACCCAAGUGCCGGGCGGCUAUUUGUCCGCAAUAUUCGGUGCAAAGUAUAUGCUCUUCUUUGGUGUGCUUAUCUGCUCCUGUUUGGCGCUGUUGACGCCAUUCUGUGCGCUGACCGGCGGCUGGAAAAUGGUCGUUGUGCUGCGCGCUGUCCAGGGACUCUGCCAGGGCGUCAUCUUUCCCUCCACGCAUACAUUCCUCUCGAAGUGGGCGCCCGCUGAGGAGCGAGGGCGUCUCGUGGGCUACUGCUACUCGGGCUCACAGUUUGGUACUGUGGUUAUGCUCUCUGUGAGCGGAUACCUUGCAUCCUUGGGCUGGCCCAGCAUAUUCUAUAUUUCCGGCUGUGCGGGCAUUCUGUGGGCCUUAAUCUGGUUCUACUUCUGCGCUAGCACGCCCGCCCAGCAUCUGACGAUUACGCCCAAUGAGAGGCGCUACAUUGAGACCUCUGGCCAGCUGCGUCGCGCCUCGGAUGCGGGUCGCGAAGAGUUUGCGCCACAUCAGAAUCUGCGCACGCCUUGGCUGCGCAUCUUUACAUCGCCACCGUUCCUGUCUCUGCUGCUGGCGCAUUGCGCCAACAACUGGGGCUUCUGGACGCUGCUCACCCAGAUACCGACGUUCAUGAAGAAUGUGCUGAACAUGGACAUCAAGCACAAUGGGCCGCUGUCGGCGCUGCCCUACUUCGCCAUGAUUAUACUGACCUGCGGCUUCAUCUGGCUGUCGGAUACGCUGAAGCGGAAUGGGAGUAGCAUGUCGCUUAACUUCUCGCGCAAAUUCUUCAAUUCGCUUGGACUGUGGCUGCCCAUGCUGGCGCUGCUGGGUCUGGGCUUCAUCACACAGGGCGAUGCGAAUGCCAAGCUGGCGAUUGGUUUGCUCACCUUGGCCGUUGCUACCAAUGCGGCCAGCUAUUUGGGCUUCCAUGUGAACCACAUCGAUUUGUCGCCCAAUUUCGCUGGCACUCUGAUGGGCAUCACCAACUGUGCCGCAAAUGUGAUGAGUAUUUUGGCGCCGCUCAUUGUGGGACUCAUUGUUAAGGAUGAGACGGAUCCCACGCAAUGGCGCAUUGUCUUCUACUUCACCGCUGUUGUCUACUUCGUGGGCAACCUGGUGUUUAUUGUGUUUGGACGUGUUAGUGUGCAGCCUUGGGAUAGCCCCAGCACACGGCAGGCACGCCCAUCGCCCACCCACGGACAGGAUGAAGCAGAGCGGUCGCCUCUUAUUGAUUCCUAAACAAUUCGAAUUUAUUCUUUUCAGGGUGAGUCUGAGCUUGAAACUGAUGUACCUAAAUUAUAGGGUAUUUAGAUGGAAUUGAUUGUCGCUAUUUUAUGCUAAUACAAUAUAGAAAUAGUACUACGUCUAGUUAUACAUGUCAUAUUAUAUACACUACUAUAUUUAAUAAAUAUAAAACGCUUUUUGUGUGCUUAUAGCGGAAA